Diaporthe citri is the source of this 1572-nucleotide messenger RNA. RefSeq lists its product as uncharacterized. NCBI's taxonomy places the organism in Eukaryota, Fungi, Ascomycota, Sordariomycetes, Diaporthales, Diaporthaceae. The coding region runs from base 1 to 1572 and encodes 523 amino acids. The record is from RefSeq and is a predicted model, not a curated record. The transcript has 6 exons.
AUGGUCGCCAACAGCAAGAAGGACAGAAUGGUCCUCGACAGUAAGGAGCACAGGAUGGUCCCCCACGGCAGGGAUCACAGCGACCUAACCUUGGCAGAGUCACCCCUGAGCGCAGAGACCGCCGAGGACGAGGCAUGGGCCAAGGACGAGGCCAGGGACGCGGUAUGGGGUCGGGACGAGGUAUGGGGCCGGGAUCCUAUCCCUAUACCACUGGAGUCACAGCCGCCGAACUUCCCACCGACGAUGCUCCAUGGUAAUCCGCCGCCGCACUACGGAACCGUCGGCUUCCCUCCUGUGCCCUUUGCGUCAGAUCCUCGAUCUUUUGGCCCCUUCUUCCAGCCUCCUUCACUACAAGGGAUGAACAAUGGCCCUGGUGUCCCAAACUUCCCGCAGCCGGGCCAACAAGGGGUCCAACAACCAAUACCUCCCAUGCCAAUGGGAAGCCAAGGCAGCUGGCGAGGAGCUGGAGCUGCCUGGAACCCAGCACAGGUCGCCCAAGCGGCAAGCAACCUACAGCCGCGCAACCCAGCCACAGAUAAUGCGGCUUCCAACGCUCCAGCAAACAUCCAGCAGCCUUCUGGCGGACAGCCUUCUCAGAAUAGAACUGCUAGCGCAGCACCCGCUGGAAGCCAGCCGGCUCCAAAGAGACGGGCUGGCGAAGAGCCUUCUGGCCAGAAGCCUCCUCCGAAGAAGCAUGCUGGCGGAGGAGCUUCUGGCCAAGAGCGUGGCGGAGGAGCUGGUGGAGAGGGACCAGCCGGCGAGGGAUCUCCUGACAGUGAGCCUGCCAGCAACAACAACACCCGUACUGCACUGCCAAGCAAUGCUCCUACGAUGAGCAUCUCAGAGCGCUUGGAUAGGGGCCUGAUCACAGAUGUCGCUGGUCUUACCCGUCCAGAGCAGGAUGAGCUUCUCGUUUGGGCGCGUGACAAGGGAAUGAAGUGGAAGGACAUGCCUCGCAAAUUCAAGUUCAAGGUCAAAGAGAGCACUCUUCGAGGGCGAUACCGCAUACUAAUGAAGGGCCGGCCCCCACGCAAGCCCCAGUUCACAGAGCGAGACAUCGAGCUCCUCCUUGAGGCGGUCGAGCACAUAGCCGGGGGCCAUCUUGACGACGUCGACAACACCAAGAUCAGGCGGCUGUGGGUUAGUGCGCAGGAGUACAUCAAGAAGCACGGAGGCGAGACCAAAGCCGGACCCUGGACGCUCAAGAAGAAGUACAAAGAGGUUACCGAGAGCACGGCUGGAAUCCGUAAGGAUCUGAAGCCGAGCAAGGCCAAGUGGGACCACAAGGCGUACAAGAACUUCAAGGUCCAGGGCCAGGAGGAGGCUUCUUUCGACGAUGAUGCGGAGGAGGAGCCUGCUGGAAAGCGCGAUACCCGCAACGGUGGCGCCGGCAGAAACUUGAAGGCGCCGAACAAGUUCGAGUGGGACCACGCCGAGUACGAGAAAUACGACGUCGAGUACGAGGAGGGCGCCGAUUUUGGAGAGAUGGAGGAGGACGAGAAUGAGACGCCCGACUACGAGGAGGUAGAGGAGGAGGAGGAGGAGGAGGAGGAGGAAGACUCUGACGCAUGA